CUCAUCGCUUUUGUGUUUAAAUAGUGUUUUAGUCUUUUUUUCAUGAAUUGCAGCCAUAAAAAUACAGUUUUGCAAAAUGUUUGUUUCACCAGCUUCGCAUAAAUAACACUCUAUAACGCUGAAGUAAAAGCAUAGAAUAUGUCUACACAUUUUGCACAGGAAACGAUAUAUAAAUAAUCGUGCAAAUAAUCUGUGACGUCACUGUGUCCCUCUAGUGGUCUGUAGUUCGUGGUGAGUUUCGUUUCUGAGUAAAAGUCCUGCCCAUCAUGAUCCAGUCCAGAACACUGACACACACACACACACACACACACACACACACACACACACACACACACACUGAGAAACAGCAGAAAACAUGUACAGCGAAGGAUCAAAGAUGCCACACAGUGAUUGGAGGGAGAGUUCCAGCAGAAACUCAAACAUAAAACGGAGAAUCGCUCAAACCUCCCAAGGGUCGUUUGGGAGCGAUCCUCAGAACACAAUAAAUCCAGCACCGAAUGAACUGCGCCUGGUUCUGCUGGGGAAAACAGGAGCAGGGAAAAGUGCGACAGGAAACACCAUCCUGGGAAACAAACGCUUUGAUGAUGGAUUGAGCAUGAGUUCGGUCACAAAAGAGUGCAAGAGAGAAUGUGUGAUGGUGAAGGAACGAGAGCUGGUUCUUGUGGACACACCUGGUUUUUUUGACACAAACUUAACAGAUGAAGAACUACAAGAAGAAGUAAUUCAUUGCCUGGCUUUGUGUUCUCCAGGUCCUCAUGCGUUUCUGCUCGUCGUACCGAUAGAGCGAUUCACAGAGGAGCAGCAGCGCACCGUAGACAUGAUUCUGGAGAUGUUUCAUGAGGACGUCACUCAUCACACCAUCCUCAUAUUCUCCCACGCGGAUAGACUUCGAGGAGGAUCCAUUGAAGAGUUUAUUUCAAAACAAAAUCAGAAAGUGCAGGAGCUCGUGGAGAGAUUUGGAAGGCGUUUCGUUGCUUUUGACAACACAAACCCCACAAACCGACAUCAGGUGAGUCGACUCCUGCAGAGGGUUGACAAGCUGCUCGCUCAAAAUGAGAACCGUCACUUCAUCAGUCCAAUCAUAGAAGUCAUGCAGGAAGCCCAGAAGAUAAUAGAGAAGAAAAUGCAAGCUGAUAUGGCCGAAAGAAUGAAGAAAAUCAAGCAGGAGGUCAGGAAAAUGGCCGAUGAUCGAUGGCGUUUGUUUAUUGCAUCCAUGAAUGAAGAGAGGCAAGAAACAGAGAGAAAAAGGAAACGCAUACAAGGCAGGAUUAAACAGAUAGAGACGGAUAUAAGGAAAGAAGAGCAGAAUGCGCAUCCCAUCCCAGAGAGACUGGAACGGUUCAGAGCAUCUCUGAAUAGAGAGCAGGAGAACAUGAGAAGACUGGAGGAAAGAGAGAUUGAGGAGGAGGCGGAGAGAAUGGAAAGAGAAUAUAAAGAAAAGGAAGAUCUGGACAUCUGGAUCCAAGAAGAGGAGCAGAGAAGACUGAGUGAAGAAGGACAGAACAAUGACCUUCUCUCAAAACGCAAUAUGAAAUUGGCGAUUAUGCUGUCCAUGUUUAUGCUGGGGGUCGGAACCGGAUUUGCACCUGCGCUCUUAGCGUUUCUGUUCCCUGCAGCUCCAGCUGUGGAAGUCGGAUUGUCUGCCCAGAUUUUGUCCAGCUUGCUUGGAGCUGGAGCUGUAGAAAGUGGGAGUGUUUUUGGGACGCUCGCUCUAGUUGCAGUGAAAUCUGCAUCUAUAAAGCUGGCAGCGUUGACACAGUGCUCCAUUCAGUGAUCCGGUCAUGAUUGACAACCAAGAUUCCACAAUUAAUCAACCAAGUUCACAAAUCAAGGUUAUGAAAUACGUUUUUAAAAAACCCUAAACGCAUUAGUUAAGCUUGUUUGUGAUGCAUUUUGACUUCAGAUUUUGGAAAAUUAGAUUAAUUGAAAAUAUAUUAUACAUGACAAUAACAAAUUUUAAAUACAUUUAUACUGUGGUCUGUCUGAAUACUCGAUUCUGAUUGGCUAGAAGGCAGUUUAAUCACUGUUUUAUAUUAAUGCGCUGUUUUCAUUGAAGCUACACACACGUGUCACGUGACAUCUCACGUACAGAGAUCGGAGAUCACACAGAAACCUGACGCUGCCCUUGACUUUUUAUUGCGGGAUGUAAACAAAUGUAUUUGUCAAUGUAUCAUUCAUUCAUUCAAGAGAUUUGUUCAAAAACGAUGAUUCUUCCAGUAGCUACCAGGCUUGUUCAAGAUGCCUCGCGCUGCGCAGACCGAUCGGUGUGUGACAUCAGAGAGAGCGACUGUAACACAGAUUGUAAAUCACAGUAGCCUACAUAACAGACUGCUGUCAUAUAUUGUUGAAAAGGUCUCAAGUAGCAGAAUACAACAAGCGUAUUUGUUUCAGUUAGAGACCAAACUAUACCAAGUAUUUGUAUGAAAUAACGUCGCCGCAUGUAAACAAGUAUAUACAUGAUGCUUUUGCACCACGUUUUUGUUUGUAACUUUGCAAAAUAUCAGUAAACCAUAGUAGAUCUUUGGCGAAUGUAGUACGUCCGAAUUUGCAUCGGGCGGUUCUUUGCCUGCCCUCCAUGUCAAUCAUUUAAUGUACAGCUAGCUGUGGAUUAGCCUAUUUUUUCCCCUCACAAUUGUGAGCAAUUUGGAGUUAUAAAGUCUGAACUGCAAGAUUAUCUCAGAUAAUUCUAAGGGGAAAAAAGUCCGAAUUUUGUACAUACAUUUUUAAUACAAUAGUUCAACAAAGUGUUAUACAUAUUUUGAUAUGCAAGUGAUUAUUAUCAUGUUUAUUGAUUUUAAUUUGACUGGCACAAAAGGCACUUCCUUAAUGACAUCAUCCUCCAGGAAGUGACAUCAUUAACUGAAGGAAUCAGAAGCACAAACUUCAGUAAGUGUUAUCAAUGGAUUUGGUCAGUUUUGUGGUUGAACGUUUUGUGUUUGUCACUUAAAACAAAUCCUGUUUGAUCAAAGUACACAAAAUCAUUUUAAUGCAACAUUUUGAAAGUUGGUUAAAAACAUGAAAGUUGAUGAUCUAAGGAUUCUCAAUAGCAUCCUGUGUGUUACUUUAAGAGAGCAACCAUUUACAUCUGUGCUGUUUUAUUGUUUUCUUUGUUUGUAUAUGAUUAUAAUCAUUAGUCGUUGUUGUCAAAUGAUUUACAUUUACCAUUUACUCAUGUAUUCAUCAUUUUAUUAUUAUGAUUGAUUUAUUUUGUUUUUAUUUUUAUAUCACUUAUUUUACUUAUUAAAUGCUUGCUAUAGUUUGAUCUUCAUGACUGUGGUUUGAAGGGAUGUUUGUUUUCGUGAGUAGGAGAUCAAGAAUGUCUCCAUUUCAAGGUUUUUAACGUCACAGGAGAUGAUGUGGUGAAGCAGGAAUUUUCCAUUGUUAUUGCUUCGGUAUAAUAAACACUUGUUGGAUGUUGUACUGGUCAGAUGAAGUGAGCACUGAAACACACAGCUAAGAUUAUUCAAUAAACUGCUCUUUUUCCUAUCA
Megalobrama amblycephala (Wuchang bream) is the source of this 3489-nucleotide messenger RNA. RefSeq names its product GTPase IMAP family member 4-like. The record is from RefSeq and is a predicted model, not a curated record. Bases 356 to 1774 code for a protein of 472 amino acids. The transcript is spliced from 2 exons. Gene Ontology annotation, molecular function: GTP binding. Lineage: Eukaryota; Metazoa; Chordata; Actinopteri; Cypriniformes; Xenocyprididae.